Messenger RNA from Mytilus californianus (California mussel), 6823 nucleotides. Its product is annotated as protein zer-1 homolog. The transcript is spliced from 18 exons. Lineage: Eukaryota; Metazoa; Mollusca; Bivalvia; Mytilida; Mytilidae. Gene Ontology annotation, cellular component: Cul2-RING ubiquitin ligase complex. The record is from RefSeq and is a predicted model, not a curated record. Bases 291 to 2705 code for a protein of 804 amino acids.
UAGACUUCCGGUUGUGGAAAAUCAAGAAAAGUAAAACUGUAAAUAAACAUUGAAAUUACAAAUUUAUAACAGAUAGAAAUUGUGAAGCAAAAUAAGACCUACAAAAUGAUGGUAAUUGUAGAUUCAUAGAACAUAACUUUGAAGCACAACUGACCAAUCCCAUGAAGCUGACAAAGAAUGACAAACAACUAACAAAUCAGUGAAGCUAACACAGAAUGACAAAUAACUGACAAAUCAGUGAAGCUGACACAGAAUGACAAAUAACUAAUAAAUCAGUGAACUGACACAGUAUGACUAACAACUGGCCAAUCAGUGAGCCUGACUCACUUGAAGAUCUGUGUGUGCAAGCAUGUGUUAACAAUGUGCAAACUUUAGCUGUGAAAACAGAUGAUCAACAAUAUGAGCUGAAACCAGGAGUUUGUUUACUGGUUCCCAGUCUAUGUGACAAGCUGUUCAAAAAUUUAUUAGAAUCUCAAUCAGAGAACACAUCCAGAGAUCUUUCAAACUUGUUUUCCAGCAAUGUACCAUAUCUGCCAUGGUUAAGGAUAUUUGCUGACACUGAAAACACCAGACUAUGCAAAGUAUACCUUAGAAAAAGUCUAUUACAUAAAAUGUAUCCAAGCAAUCUAAUAGAACUAGUACUGAAUCAUCCACUUAAACAACUGGAGUUGGUAAACUGCUCCUUUUCAUGUGAUAUAUUUAAUUUGAUCAGUUCUUCCAAGGCUGGACAUUCAUUACUGUCUCUGAGUAUAGAAGACAGUGUUGACAGUGCUCUGAAAUUACAUUUCAAAGCUCUAGACUUGCAACCUGGUGACACUAUACCCCAUAUCAAACUUGAAUGUCCACAUCUACAGAGGUUGGUUCUGCGUGAUAUGAGAGAACACGAUUUAGGUUUACUGCCAGGAUGUGAAAUUGUGCAUUUAUUCUCACAACUGACACAUUUGGAUCUCUCUAGAUGUAUCUUGUCAAGCACUGCUGUAAAAUCAAUGACACAAUGUCAAAAUCUAGUCUGGUUAAAUUUAAACUGUGUAGAAUACCAAUCACAUGCUGACUUUGUUACAAGUAUAUGCAGAAUUACUAAACUGAGGCAUUUAGAUAUAUCAUCUGAUGCUGGUAUCAUUCAGUGUAACUACCCAAACAGUUCUACAUUCAAUCCAGAAUUAAUACUUACAACCCUGGUAUCUCACCUACCCCAUCUGGUAUCCCUUGAUAUAUCAGCUACUAAUCUAGCAGGUAGAGAUACAGCACCAAGGUCAUUCAAACUAGAGGCCAAAGCAGCAGGGGACUUCAAGGAUUCAGAAAGAUGUUGCAUACCAGGACUGGAAGGACGCCAUUUUGAAUUUCUUGGCCUAUAUAACUGUCCUUUUGAGUCAUACAGAAGAGAAAAUAUUCCAGCUCAACAGAUUACAGGAAGUAAGAAUGAAGAACAGCUCCUCCUAGCUUUACGUAGAUAUGUAGACAGACGUGAUGAUUUGAAUGACGUAUUAAACCAUCUGUUUACCUUGUUUAAGGAAGAAACAGUAGUAAACCAAUCAGUAGCUUUAGAGGGAAUUCUAGCAGCAAUGAAAAGACAUAAAGAUGAUAAGCAUAUACAGAUAUCUGGGAGUGCCUCACUGUUUUAUAUAAUGAAAGGUGAACAGAAGUCCUACAUCACUCAGAAGCAGAAAAGAGUGUUAAUAAAUUGUUUACUAGAGGGAAUGGAAGAUCCAGAGGCUGAUAAUGUUAUGAUAAGAAAUUGUUGUUUGACUUUAUGCCACCUUACAAUGCCACAGGAUGUUUUGUAUUGUUACCGUAGAAUGAUUUCAACAUUACUAAAUUUAAACCAUGAAGAUGGACAAGAAGAGUUCAUUCAAAGAAUCACACUGUAUAUGAUCAACCACCUUGCUUGUCAAGUAGACGGGGAAGAGAAGAAAGUUGUUGGGGAUUUAGGUGCAAUUCAGAUAAUGUUGGAUACAAUUCUUAAUAGACUGAAUGACAAUAAUUGUGAUGAAAUCAUGGAAAUGGCAUGGAGUACAAUGUGGAAUGUCACAGAUGAAACUGCUGUAAAUUGUGACAGAUUUAUGGAACAUAAUGGAAUGUCUUUAUUCAUAGAAUGUUUAGAGACUUUCCCAGAAAAACCUGAAUUGCUUAGAAAUAUGAUGGGACUUAUGGGCAACAUUGCUGAAGUACCAUAUUUAAGACCAAAACUGAUGGAAAAAUCAUUUAUUGAGAUAUUUUGUGAGUUGUUAGACUCAGAGAAGGAUGGAAUAGAAGUCAGUUAUAAUUCUGCUGGUGUAUUUUCUCACAUGAUGGCAGAUGGUCCUGCUGCCUGGACAAUUCAGUCUCCUAGUCGAGAUCAUGUCACUGAAAAAGUCAUUUCUGCAAUACAGCGAUGGCCUCUAAAAAGUACAAGGAAUAUAAAUUACAGAUCCUUUACACCUAUUUUAAAAAUAGUAGAUGCUUACCAUGCUCUUGGUGCUCAGUACUGGGCUGUUUGGGCUCUAUGCAAUUUGACAACAGUUUAUCCCAAGAAAUAUUGUCCACUUUUAAAAAAAGAAGGUGGUGAAGAAAGAAUAACUUCAAUUCUUCAAAAUCCACAAACAAUUGUUAAGAUAAAGGAUCUGGCUAAUAAAAUAAUAAAAAACCUCAGCAUGGAUCCUGAUAAAGUUCAUGAAGCCAAUAGUAAUGCAGCUGAAGAUUCUGAAAGUAGUGACCUUGAAGAUUGAGUUCAGGAUUCUGAUAGUAGUUACCUUGAGGAUUGAGUUCAGGAUUCCGAAAGUAGUUACCUUGAUGAUUGAGUUCAGGAUUCCGAAGAAAUGACUUUGAGGAUCGAGGUCAGGAUUCUGAGCGGAUUGACUUUUAGGGCUUAGUUCUUUCAAAUUCUCAAAGUAGUGACCUUGAGGAUUAAGUUCAUGGUUCUCAUAGUAGUGAUCUUGAGGAUUUAGUUCAAGAUUGUUGAAGUAGUGAUCUUGAGAAUUCUCAAAGGAGUGACUUUGAGAAUUGACUUCAUUGAUCAUAUUUUCUGUUUAGCCCUUAAUAUACCUUAAUAUACAAUUAAGUUAAUAUUUUAUGUGAAGGAGUAGGCCCGCUAAGACCCCUUUUUGGCCACAAAAUAUAGCAUUUUCACAAAUUUGUUAAAAAUGUAAACUUCUAGCUAUUAUUGAAAAGUAGAAUACUUUUGUUACAUAAGUAUGGGCUGUUUUUGACAAUACCAUGCACACCCAUCAGAUACUAGCAUCAUUAGUUCAUGCAAAAUAACUGAAAUCUUCACAAUUUUAGCAUUUGUGCUAAUUUUUAGACAGGUUUUGUUCAAAUGGAAGUGGCCGAUUUUGUGUUCAGACUUAAUAUUUAUAUAUAUGUUAUAUUUGAUGAUAAUACAUAACAUAUAUAAAGGUUGAGACUGAACUGAAUGUGGCCACUUACAUUUUAGACAAAAACCAUUUCAAAAGUGACGUUUUAUGGCAUACUUGAUAGAUUUUUCAUAUUUAAGCUUGAAUUUUAGCGUUUUUAAUGACCAAAUCAGUUCAAAUCUUUUACAUAAACUAAUUUAAUCGACUGAAGUAGACACUUAAAGAGUUAAAAAAAUGACAAAACUCUUUCAUCAGAUGUACUUCAAAUUUUAGGCCAAAAUAAGCCGUUACUGGACCUUCUCCUUUCUAUUCAUUUGUUAAUUAGCCUCUCAUCAUCUUCAUAUCAUAAGUCUCAUAUUCAAAUGAUCAUUUUCUUUUAUGAACAGCACAUUCAUGUCUGUUUUUACUUUUAAUAUUGCUCGGAGCAUUUGUUGCAGUCAGGAUACUACUGUGUCAAAAUUAUCUCCCCAUUACGCUACCUAAGUGUUUCAGUUGCGAAAAUGGAAGCCAUUGUAGGAAUGACGCGCUGUCAUUUCAGCUCUUGAAAACCGAUAAAUUUAUCCAGAUAGCAUCAUUAUCAUUCUUACAUGACAGUUGUAUUUUAAAAAACAUGUAUAUUCUAGCUGUUAAGCCUCAUGUAAAGUUCCAUGAGAAUUUUUUGAAGAUAUGUAUUUUUAAGAUCCACUUGUAAAGUCUGUCAUCAAGGGGUUUUUGUUAUUUUGUAUUAAAAAUUUGUUAAUCAUACACACUUACUCUGUUGUUGUUACUCAUUAGAAAGGUAUUUCGCUUUUAUUUUUUGGUACUGUGAAUUUUUAAAGUUAUUAUGUCAAAAUGUAGCCUUAAUAUAUAAAAAUAAUAGAAUCUGAAGCCAGACGGUGUAUCAAAUAUUGUUGCUUUAUAUGUUUUCAAGACAAAACUCAAACACGCCUGAAUAUAAAUAGGGGUACCUGACUUUCUCUUUUCGAUGAGAUUAUUGCCUUUUUUUAGGAUUUUUUCCCAAAAAACUUUUGCCGGGGGCAGGGAUGCAAAUUAAUGUUUUUAAAAGAUCAAUAUUUUAUCUUUCUGUGGAAUUUUUUUCGGUGGAAUUUAUGCUUAUGUACAAAAAAGAUCCACAAGUAUUUGCACCUUCCAUAAUAGACUGUUUAGUGAAAAUUUGUCUUUUAUUUAAAAGUUUAGAAAUAUCUCGAAGCUCCAUACUAUGAAUUACAUGUAAGUAUAAACAUGUAUAUGAGAUGCAAAAAAAUCAUAAAUAAAGCACCUACAUUAAACUUUUAAAGCCCAUAGAAACAGAUGUAAACAAUUCAAAUAUACCAACUUGGCCAUAUUUACUUUCUCUAAUAAAGAGUUCCAUUUCUUUUGUUUAAUUUCAAGUGGAUAUCAGCCUGAUAGUGCUGUAAAUCUAUUGAAUAUUUGUGCUUUAUGAUUAUUUGUACUAUAAUUGAUUACUUUUUACACAUUGUGACUUGUAUGGAGAGUUAUCUCAUUGGCACUCAUACCACAUCUUCUUAUUUAUAUUUAUGUUAUCAGUCUGUGUCACAGACAAUUUGCAAAAAUAUUUUAUGUAAUUUGAGUGUAUUUUUGUAAUGGAAAAUCAUGCUUGAAAAGAAUUAGGUCUAGUUAUCUAGUGAAUACAAAAAUUUGCCCACAGCAUACUCUUGAAAAGAAAAUGUUCACUGUCAAAAUGAAAAUUGUAUGAUAUGUGUUUUAAUUCAAAAGGUUUUGUUGAUAAGAACAUUAACUAUCAACUAGAAACUCUUGUAGUUUAUGGUGUAUGAAAUGCUAAAAUUUAAAACAAAUUUUGUGCAGUGGUACUUUAUAUAUCAUCUCAAAACCCAAAAAUUCUGCAUUUUUUAAAUAAUUAAGGGACAGAACUCUUGGUGUUAGAUAGUUAAACUGUAAAAAUAGAUUUUGACCUGUAUUUUAUGAACCCUGAGAUUUUUUUAAAAUCUUAAAAGAUUUUGGUAGUGGCGCUUUAAUUAUCAUCCAGAAACCACCCAAAAAUCCCAAUUUUUCAGAUAACUGUUAGGGGUAUAACUGUUGAAUGGUAAAUGUUAGAAUGUUAAAAUUCAAGAAGACUUUUAUUUUAUGGUCCAUGACUUUUUGAUCAAGCUGAUCUUUAAAUAUUAUCCAGAAACCAGAAAUAUGACCAAAACCGCCAAAAUCGAACUUAACCUGUAUUUUAUGAUCUAUGAUAUUGAAUUAAAAUUUUGAAAGAUUCUGUCAAACUGUACUGUAACUGUCAUAUCAAAACCAAAAGUUUAACCAAUGAUUAAUCAGAUGGACAGACAUUUGCAUCAUUUUAUACCCAGCCAUGCCACUUCAAUUCAGGGGUUAUUAAACUGGCCAAAUAUGUCACAAAACAGUUUUUCUAGAGGUUAUUGAUGUGUAAACUGGGUUGCUUACUCACAAGUUUAGAUAAAAGUCCUUCACACUUUUAUUCAGUUUGUGAGUUAAUCAGCCCAGUCUACACAGCAAUAACCUCUAGAAAAAAUAUGUUUAAUCCUAUAGUAACAUCUAGAAAAAAUAUGUUUAAUCAUAUAAUUCUCAACCCAAACAUUUAUAAUUUUUUCUUUUCAUGUCAAUGUUCUUAGAAACCCAGGAUUCCAAACACUAUGUAUAGUGCAUGAAUAUAUCAGUGAAAUCAACAUAGUAUUUGGAUAGGUUACAAAAUUGGUUCAGUCAACCAAGAAAAAAUUUCACAUUCAAGUAUUUAUAGAUAUGCAAAUCAUAUAAGAAUGUUUGUUUACUUUAUUAUUAAGUUUACAGACUCCAGGAAUAUAUUGUUCCUAUCAGAAACAUUACAAUUUUGAUGUGAUUUGUAUACCAAAAUACAGGCCUGCUACAUAUAUGUUAUUUUAAUGCAAUUAUUUUGUAUCAAUGGUUGGAUGACAAUAAGCUUAAAAUUCUCUAUCUCCCUGUCAGUAACUAAGGAAGCCGACAUUUUGAAUUCCGGAAUGUAUUGACAUGUAAUUUCUCCAAUAAUAAGCAUAAAGACUCACAUUUUGUACAAAAAAAUCUUCUUUUUAUCAAGUUUAAUUAUAUUCUGAAGCGGACAAGAAGCCAGAAAAUGCCAGGUGUUUACGUUUGAUGCCGAAAGCAUACUUAUGACGUCACCUAGUUUAGGCGCCAAUGAAGAUAACAUCAUUUCACGGGAUUUUUGUUUAAUGAAAAUUUACACUAAAAUAAUGACUAAAAUUGAAUGAUUUGUUUAUUUUGCAUUAGAAUAGAGAUAACUGUAUUGUAUUUGAAGCUUUGCGGACGUCCAUCAGUAGUUUUACUGUCGCAAAUAACCUUUUACCUGUCUCCGCUACACGUCGCCAGGUAAACUAAAUUUGAGACAGUAAAACUACAGAUGGAUGUCCGCAAAGCUUCAAAUACAAUACAGUUAUCUCUAAAUUACCAUUGUCUUUUAUUCUUUACUUACCGAUAUUGAGCUGAAUUGUUCAUGUAGUUAUUUUUGGAUAAUUUACAAAUUAAAUUUGUGUGUGCGAUCA